AUGACACAUCCAACCAAACCCCAGACGGUUAUGAAGGCCGGAUGUGAAGAAACACACGUUGACGACAGAGGAGUGUUCGGUGCCUACAUACUAAAAAGCAGUCACCCAGCUUUGUGUGCAUUAUCAAACUUGUUUGACGAAACGAUCACUCCUCCCGAAGCAAGCCCAAACGAGCUCGAAGAUGAUGUGGAUUUUAUUGUCCAACAUUUCGCGCCCAUAUGUAGCCAGGCGCCUGCGGAGUUUAACUUGUAUCACAACCAGAUAUGUGGUGCCUGGGUCGAGAUGCUUCCGCUUGUCGUUGAGCCUGCAAAGAACAGCCCAUUCCUCUAUUCCGCAAUCAGGACAAUGGCAACAGCCUUGAGGAACCGUGCAUCCGCAACCAGAGGAAACGAAUCUCACAUACUUCUGAUGUACGGUGAAUCUCUUCGCCGGGUGGGCAAAGCGCUCGAAGAAGCCAAGGGUGUCUUCCAGCAUGAACAUUGUGUCGCGAUAUUAUGCCUAUCAGCAACGAAUAUUGUGGUACCGCAAGCAAGAUCUGAUUGGGCGACGCAUGCAAAGGGUGUCGGAGCCAUGAUCGAACGGCUCGGGCCGAAGCCGUUUAGCACUGGUAUCCUGCACACGCUCUUCGUUGGCUUCCGGCCUCUUCUGCUGAUCAGUUCAAUCCACCAACGACGAAAGACAUUUCUUGCUCAAGACGACUGGGUUACCACACCCUUCGAAACAGUACCCAUAUCGAUCAUGCAACAGCUCCUUAACAAAGCUACCCAACUUCCCGCUCUUCUAGAAAGAUUCGACAGUCUGGAAGACCGCUCCAGCCCAUCCAAUGUGGUCGCGAUGCAACGACUACGUGAUGACUUCUUGUAUAUGAUCAAAAGCCUCAAAGAUUGGGAGCUCUCAUCCAAAACGCAGGCCAAAUUCUCUCUGGUCUGGCCUAAACCCAAUUCCCCUGACGCAGAGUCCUCAGAUAGGAAGCCGCUGUGGUUCGCCAAUGUUCUGGUUGCUAGCAGCCUGACUCAUUGUUGGGCUUUCGAGAUCGUCGCAAGACAACAUGUGGAUGGCAUAGAAGAGUCGAUAGCCGAGAUCAAAGGUUGCAACGUCAAAGCGGUUCCUCGGCGCUCCGACUCUGCAAGCGAUAAAGACGAAAAUCAGGUCUCGAUUCUGGCGGAGAAGAUCUGCGAUAGCAUGCCCUACUUCCUGCAACCGGAAUUGAAGCUAUAUGGACCCGCCUCUACCUUUUUCACGUUCUUGACAGCCAUGAAGGUCUUCAAACACAAGAAGACUUACUGCGCGUCUCGACUCUCCCGCUGCCAACAGCAUUUCUGGCACGCUGUCAUAUGUCUCAAGAUUGGUACCAUCCACAACAGCAAUAACGAAUACUUUGCAAACCCACUCAACAUGUCCACACAACUCAAGCUCCUCGCCAACUACGGCGUAACAGGCUUCCUAUUAUCUACUGGUCUCUUCGCUCUGCUCGCACCUACCACAUUCGCUGCCGGUUUUGGCAUGCCCGUUCCAGCCGACUCAUUCGCAUCCGGUUUCGUUCAAUGCGUGGGUGGUCGCAACCUCACUUUUGGUAUCAUCGCAGCAAUCUUCUUGCAGCGAGGAGACGUGAGAGCUGUCUCACUGAUGGCGACGAUGUUGGCGGUGGAUGGAGUCGUGGAUGGGUUGGUCACGAUGAAGCAUGCCGGGAUGGGGUUUGCGUUGCCGCAUUUCGGGGCGGCGGCGAUCAUCCCGUUCAUAAGUUCAUGGAUGGCUAGUUGA
Messenger RNA from Alternaria arborescens, 1761 nucleotides. RefSeq lists its product as hypothetical. The transcript is spliced from 4 exons. NCBI's taxonomy places the organism in Eukaryota, Fungi, Ascomycota, Dothideomycetes, Pleosporales, Pleosporaceae. The coding region runs from base 1 to 1761 and encodes 586 amino acids. The record is from RefSeq and is a predicted model, not a curated record.